AUGCUAGACGACCAAAGCAUAUGGAACACUAUAGGAGGCGCAAAGGCCUUCUGCUCCUUUAAAAUGAAGACACAGACAGAUCUGCUUUGCAGAAAUGCAAACAAUGUAUCUGGGAUGUGCACGCGAGAGACCUGCCCGCUCUCGAACUCGAAAUACGCAACGGUCAGAGAGAUAAAGGGGAAGCUCUAUCUGCUUAUGAAAGAGCCAGAGCGGCGGCAUAAGCCAAAGUCUCUUUAUGAAAAAGUGGAGCUAGACGAGGACUACGACAAGGCCCUUGCAACAAUCAGUGAAGAGCUGAAGGACUGGGGAAGCUUUAUAGUGCACAAGUGCAAGCAGCGCUUGACAAAGCUUUCAGACUACUUGGAGAGAAGGGCACUUCUUGAUGAAAUUGGCAGGCCCGUAUACAUACACAGAAAAAAGAAGGCAGAGAAGCAGGACAGAGCAAGAGAAGUCAAGGCUGCCCGGCAAGCAAAAAUAGAGAAUGCAGUUGAGAAAGAAGUGCUUGAGCGAUACAAGCUAGGCGUCUAUGGAAACAAGGGUAUGGUAGAGCAGGAGCGAUCGACUGUCCAGGAGGUGAAGAGAAAGAAGCUGGGACAGGUCCAGACCCGAGGAAUAAAGUAUGUAACAGAAUUUGAAGAGGAGCCUGAGGAAGAGCAGGAGCAGGAAACAAAGAAGAAAAGAAUGACAAUGGAGUGGUGA
Molecule: messenger RNA, 699 nt
Organism: Nematocida ausubeli
Lineage: Eukaryota; Fungi; Microsporidia
Exons: 1
Coding region: 1-699 (232 amino acids)
Biological process (GO): maturation of LSU-rRNA; maturation of 5.8S rRNA
Cellular component (GO): preribosome, large subunit precursor; nucleolus
Source: RefSeq, a predicted model, not a curated record